Messenger RNA from Poecilia reticulata (guppy), 1765 nucleotides. Its product is annotated as pyrokinin-1 receptor-like. Gene Ontology annotation, molecular function: G protein-coupled receptor activity. Lineage: Eukaryota; Metazoa; Chordata; Actinopteri; Cyprinodontiformes; Poeciliidae. Gene Ontology annotation, biological process: G protein-coupled receptor signaling pathway. Gene Ontology annotation, cellular component: plasma membrane. The record is from RefSeq and is a predicted model, not a curated record.
CUGAGGUACCGAGGGAGGCAUCCAAAGCAGGAGAUUUUUUUUGUUUGUUUUUCUUUUUUUGCGUUUUGCCAUAGAGGAGAGCCGCUGGUAUUUUCUCUGUUUUCCCUUUUGAGAAAGCUAUCGCCUGCCUGCCUCAACAUGAACUUCACAGAGCAGAUUUCAUUCCUCUUCAGCUGCAACGUCAGCCCCAGUGAAACGCCGAAGCUCGACAUCAGCGUCACCAAAAGCGAACCGCUGUCAGUCGCUGUACCCAUGACGAUCUUUUACAGCCUCAUCUUCUUGUUUGGCGUCGCGUUCAACAGUGUGAGCAUACUGACCCUCCUCAUGGAUGCUCACAUGAGAGUCAGCGCCAUUCGUGUCUACCUUCUGAGCCUUGUCAUUUCAGACAUUUUGCAGCUGUUGACCAUCCCAGUCACUUUGUAUCGGUAUUACUGGGAGAGCUAUCCAUGGCGCCUUGGCCAAGCAGUGUGUAAAGUGUACUUCAUGGUCCGUCAGAUGUACUGCGCCACCACGAGCUGGGUUAUCGUGACCUUCACCACAGAGCGUUACGCAGCAAUAUGCCACACCAUGUGGUCCGUCUCCAGUCUGAAGAAGUCUCGACUGCCAUGUCUCGUCACUGUGUGGAUCGUUUCCCUGGUGUCAGCUGUGCCAUUCGCACUGGUGUACGACCAGGCAAGAGCAUGCAUCCUCGACUACACAGCAACCACACAAGAAGAUGCUUUUAAGGUCUCCACCAUGUGUGAAAUGACAGAGCUCGAUCCUGCUCAUAUCUACAAAGGAGCCUUACUCCUGAGAGCAGGGCUCUUCUUCCUGGUCCCCCUGGUCUCCAUCUUUACACUCUACAUGCUCAUCCUACUCCACCUACGGAAGAAUGGUCGUCAAAGGAGAAACAUGGGUCUUAUGAGGCCAGAUUUAGAGGGAAGGCGAGACAUUCAGUGCCAUCGGAAUGGAAAGCUACUUUUAAAUGAAAAGAGGGCUUUAAAACUAAUGGGUGCAGUUGUGGUGGCUUUUUUUCUCUUCAACUUUCCAGAUAUUGCAUCGUCCCUCAUGCAGGUGUAUGUGGUUGUUUGGUCUGACAGAGUUCUUUCUGUCUAUACUGUCCUGAAAUCGUAUUUGUCCCUGCCGCUGUGGUACAUCAAUGGUGCUCUGGACCCGUUUCUGUUCUGUAUUUCCUCCCACACGUUUCGCAGGGCGUGCUGGAGAACAUUGAGAAGACUCAGACCACGUUGCUACUGGAGGUACCGGGGUCUGUCUUGGUUGAGGACACAAAGUUCUAGUGAGGAUGCAAGCACAAUGGCCAAGGAGAAGAUUGACGGAAAAUCCUGCAAAGCAAAAAGCGCCAAAAAGGAACAACUUUGAAAAAAGAAUGGAUCAGGCAGAUGUGGAGAGAGCUGGGGAAGUUCUUUUCAACGUUAGCUGCAACAAAAAGCACUCUGAACAAUAUGCUUUCUGCCAUGCUCUUAGAGACAAAACAUAUAAUUUUCUGCUUUCUCUCACUUCCUUUUGUUCAUGUAGUAUAGUGUUGGAGUGUCACUCAUGUAAAAAAAUGUUUGAUCACAGUUGUUACUUGAAAACGCUGUAAAAGAAAAAUGCUUUUGCUUGUAAGAUCCUAGUUUGUGACGUUAUUUCGGCAAUAGUUGGUUACACUGUACAGUCAUAUUGCGUGCUAAUGAAGAAAAACUCCAUCCUAUUUUUAAUGUUAUGUACCAUUAAAAGCAACAAUUACCUGUGAAUUCUUUUCUCAACCUAUUGUAUGUGUACAUGU